Dioszegia hungarica is the source of this 858-nucleotide messenger RNA. RefSeq names its product putative mitochondrial inner membrane protein. The record is from RefSeq and is a predicted model, not a curated record. Lineage: Eukaryota; Fungi; Basidiomycota; Tremellomycetes; Tremellales; Bulleribasidiaceae. Gene Ontology annotation, biological process: mitochondrial respiratory chain complex IV assembly. The coding region runs from base 1 to 858 and encodes 285 amino acids. The transcript has 5 exons.
AUGACCGCCCUCAGAUCAUCAACAAGAGCUCUAUCGCUUCUAGCUAAAAGAGCUACCCCGAUUCCAUCGCGGAGUCUAGCGGGACCUUCAACCGGUCUCGCCCGAUCUCAGCCUGUCUUCCAGAGAGGGUAUGCUGGUGGAGCGGACGACGGGGGAAGGGCGAGAGAUAAGGCCGCUGUAGGACCAUUCACGUGGAAAGCGGCAAGCGUGUUCCUGGUGACCGGUGUCGGACUGUACUUCUACUUUGAAUCGGAGAAGGCCAAAGUACAAGCACGGAGACGCGAGGAGUCAGCUACAAAAUCAAUAGGCAAACCGCAAAUCGGGGGACCCUUCCUCCUGACCAACCAGGACAAUCAGCCCUUCACAGAGAAGGAUCUUCUCGGUAAUUGGACCUUGAUCUACUUUGGGUUCACACAUUGCCCUGAUAUCUGCCCGGAAGAAUUGGACAAGAUGGGCGAGGCGGUAGAGAAGGUGGAUGGGGAGCGGAAGGAGCGGAUCCUGCCGUUGUUCGUCUCGGUCGAUCCGGCCAGGGAUACAGUGGGACAGGUGAAGAAGUAUGUCGCAGACUUCCACCCUCGUAUGGUCGGCUUGACUGGGGACUUUGACUCUGUCAAGCGCGCGUGCAAGUCAUACCGAGUCUACUUCUCCACACCGCCAGACGCCAAGGCGACAGAUGAUUACCUCGUGGAUCACAGUAUCUUCUUCUAUCUGAUGGACCCCCUCGGCCAGUUCGUCGACGCCUUUGGGAAGAACACCACCUCGGACGAAGUAGCGGGCAAGGUCAAGCAGGCGAUGGAGAAAUGGGAGGCGGCCGGCGGGAACGCCAUGGCAGGGGUGCCACUCCAGGUCGGCAGAUGA